Messenger RNA from Solanum lycopersicum (tomato), 1135 nucleotides. RefSeq lists its product as uncharacterized. Gene Ontology annotation, cellular component: cytoplasm. Gene Ontology annotation, molecular function: GTPase activity; GTP binding. The record is from RefSeq and is a predicted model, not a curated record. Gene Ontology annotation, biological process: intracellular protein transport; vesicle-mediated transport. Lineage: Eukaryota; Viridiplantae; Streptophyta; Magnoliopsida; Solanales; Solanaceae.
AUAGCAAAUAUAAUAUAGAAACAGAGAGAGCCAGAGAAGUCGCCAGCAAAAACAAGGCUAGCUUCUGUUGAAGCACAAGUUGUACUUGUGUUUCAUCUCAAAUCGAUCAUCAAAAUACAAUAAUUAGGUGAAAUAGCUUCUCUGUUUGAAGCUUUACUCUCCAGUUUCUUCUGAUUCGCGGAGAGGCAAAAUGGGUCAAGCCUUUCGCAAGCUGUUCGAUACUUUCUUCGGCAAUUCUGAGAUGAGGGUUGUAAUGCUUGGCCUUGAUGCGGCUGGAAAAACAACUAUAUUAUACAAACUGCACAUAGGAGAAGUUCUAUCAACAGUUCCUACUAUCGGAUUCAACGUGGAAAAAGUACAGUACAAAAAUGUAAUUUUUACUGUGUGGGAUGUUGGUGGACAAGAGAAAUUAAGGCCACUGUGGAGACAUUACUUCAAUAACACAGAUGGAUUGAUUUAUGUCGUCGACUCUUUGGAUCGAGAGAGGAUUGGAAAGGCAAAACUAGAAUUUCAGGCCAUCAUCAGAGAUCCAUUUAUGCUUAAUGCAAUCAUCCUGGUUUUUGCUAACAAACAAGACAUGAAAGGAGCAAUGACACCAAUGGAAGUGUGUGAAGGCCUUGGUCUCUAUGAGCUUAAAAAUCGAAAAUGGCAUAUACAAGGUACAUGUGCUCUUAGAGGGGAUGGCCUAUACGAGGGAUUGGACUGGUUAGCCAGCACUUUGAAAGAACACAAGGCCGCGGGAUUCUCUUCAAUAGGCCCGUCCUUCUGAGUGAUCAGGCUUACUAACGAACUUGAACUUCUUUUCGAGGAGCAUCACUGAACAUCUGGCUAUUUAUAAGUUGGAGGGUCAUGAUCUCGCAAUGACAGUGUUUAUCCUUCUGUUCUUAGAUCUGUGUUUUUAGUGCUUAUGGAGCAGAUGAGGCAGUUGUUUCCUUAAUCUAGUGUGAUUCUUGGUCUUUGAUUCUGUUGUAUAUUUGAAACCUGGGCCUUGCAGAUUAUGUUAACCAGACACUAUGAACGCUUCUGUUGAUACCAACUGCAGUAUACUUCCAGGUGAAUAUGGUGACUAAUCAUCUAGUCUACAGAUGUCCAAUACAAGAUUUUUUGGCUCCAUCUUUCAUUGUGCCAGUUUUGA